Molecule: messenger RNA, 705 nt
Organism: Strongyloides ratti
Lineage: Eukaryota; Metazoa; Nematoda; Chromadorea; Rhabditida; Strongyloididae
Product: Proteasome subunit beta type-4
Exons: 1
Coding region: 1-705 (234 amino acids)
Cellular component (GO): proteasome core complex
Source: RefSeq, a predicted model, not a curated record
AUGGAUGAGUACAAAAGAACAACAACUCCAACAUGUACUGGUACUUCUGUAUUUGCUACAGUCUACGAUGGAGGUGUAGCUAUUUGUAGUGACCGUAAAGUUUCAAUGUACAAAAUGUCCCGUUUUAGAGGUGUUACCCGUCAAUAUCAAUUAAAUAAAUAUUGUGUUGUUGCAUUUUCGGGAGACUUUGCUGAUUUUCAAUGGCUUCAAAAUAUCCUUCAACAAGAGGAAAUGAGAUUAAGAUUGACUAAUCCAAAAUUUUACAUGACACCAAAAGCAGUACAUUCUUACCUUUCCGAUCUUCUUUAUUAUCGUAGAUCACAAUUAAAUCCUAUUUGGACGCAAUUACUUGUUGGAGGUAUGCAACCAAUUGACAAUGACUUUUCAACUAUGGAACCAUAUAUUGGUGUAAUCACUCCAAAGGGUGUCUCUUACACAGCAAAAUCUGUUGCUACAGGAAUGGGAGCUAUGCUUCUUAAUCAAUUAAUGGAAACUGAUGUUCGUGCUAAAGACUACAAACUUAGUGAGGAUGAGGCAAAAAAACUUCUUACAAAAUUAAUUGAAUUGUCAAUUUAUCAUGAUUGUGAGGCCGACAAUUGUUUUGAUAUUUCAACUAUUGAUACAACUAAUGGAGUAAAACGUAGUAAUCCUAUGAAAAUUCUUGGUAACUGGGAUUUGGCUACUUACAACAACGACUAUCAAUAA